AUGCAUCUCCCGAUCCAGCUCAUCUUCACCGCGCUCCUGGCCCUCGUCGCGACCCUCAAAGCUCCCAGCCCUCUCGACGGACCAGGAGUCGUCGCGCUCAUUGACGGGGUUGUCACCAGCCUCGUUGAUAUUCACGAACACGCCGACCAUUUUGUCCGAAGGAUGGUCGGCACCACCGCGCCGCGCCGCUUUCAGCUGCUCGACGCCGCUCCCCAGACAUCUCUGGCAGAGUGCGCCAGGCCCUUGGUUGUUGAGGAUGACGUCGUCUCCACCAACAUGUCGAUCAUCGUCGACCACGGAGUCUGCCCUGCCGUGUGGAACACCGUCGUCACCUUCGACAUUGUCGUCCCUGCCGCCUCGGUGUCGUCGGGCGCUGUGGUUGAGGUCAAGGCACUGUCAGUCCGUGGGCCGACAUCCAUCUCCGCGUUGACGUGCUCUCCGAUGGAUGCCCCCGUGACGCAUGCCUACAGGGAGUCCAUGUACAUCACCAAUCUUGCAUGGUUCACAGCCCUGGUCACUGUCUAUGUCGUUGCGGUUACUCUUCUCGUGAAGCAUCGGGUUACAUCAAUGCACCGGACGCGCUUGAAUGUCGAAGCAGGGCCUAGUGCCCCUCCAUUCAAGCCUGCUAGUCCUGGCUCACCCGAGGCAUCACCACCGUAUUCGACAAGCCUGCAGCCAUUGGAUUUCCUGUCCUAUGUACACGACAAUAUUCGCCAUACACUCGAUCACGUCCUCUCGCCCGUUCCAGUCUCAUAUGACGACGAUCAAGUGGGAUGUUCUGUCACCUUCGAAGAGAUCGUGGCCGAGGUGUCACAUAUUGCGUCGGUCACAGAUCGCGCUGAUGCGUGUGGAGAGGGUCUGCGACCCUCAUCCCGUCAGUGCCUGUCGGUCUCACCGAAGACGGACACGACAUACCCACCAAUUGAUCAAGGCGAGGCAGUGUCAACGAUGAUCAGUACCUUCAUCGCGACAUUGCCAUCGCCUUUCCUCGCCGGAUCGUCUGCACCAGUACCAACCAUAGUGGUGCUCGAUGCUCCUCUCGCUUCAGUCGUACGCUCGCCCGAGACGGAGCCCAACGACGAGGCCAAGCUCGAGACACUGGACACAUCCUUGGUCAUGACACACGGUAACAUAUGGGGCGAUAAGGGUCUGCGACUCUGGCUCCCUCCCGCGCACACCCUCGAGACACUUCCAUCUGCCCCGCCCGCCAUCACCAGUUCGGACGUUGGAGCCUCCGCCCACGCAGAUGAGGUGCCUGCCUCUCCGAUGAUCUCCACGCCUGUCAUCUCUGGUGUUGGUGCAUCAGCCAACGUCGACAAUCUGGUGGUCCUGCCCACACCCGAGGAUGCAGCGAGGCAGCUCGCCUGGUUCGCGCUGUGCUUCUUGCUCGCUCGAAUGCAACUCAUGCGCUUGUGUCUUCUCGCUACUCACGGCUCCGCACCGCACUUGGAGCACAGCACUGACGGGACGCAGUUCAUGCUCUUCUUUGUAGAUGGCCAGCUGUACGCCGGAUUCAUUCCAGACCAUGCUCGCUGGCCAGAUGGCUCUGUGAUGUUCCCGCACGCGAACGACGACGACGUCGUCUCGAGAGAAGCUGCACGGGAUAGUCUCUUCGAGACGAUUGGCCAUGGAACAGCGCGUCGGAUAGCAGAACCACCUCCCAACGAUCAACACCCAGAAGAACCACCUGCGAACGAUGAACAUCAAUAUGAACCGAGGAGACUUCGUCGCCGUCGCCGUCGACACGGUUCGGUGGAUGACGCGGACCUGCCUGGAGCAGUGUCGGUGCAAUUCGACGACGAGAUCACCUCUCGCCCUCCCAAUGCUCUCACCAGCCAUCAAGAACCAUCUCAAACAUCUUCUCCGCUCCCUUCCUCUGCCUCUGCCUCUUCCUCAUCUCCUUCGACCUCAAGACGGCGACCUGUGAUCGCUCUUCGAGUUUUCUCUGCCAUUCGUGACAUUCUCAAUCCCGCGGUCCGCCCCAGGCCAGGACAAGUGAAGAACAAGAGCCCCUCUAUGUGCACACCUACUCCUCCUCCCCCUCCUCGUCCGACCGGCAUCACGAACAUCAUUGUCCACAACGCAAGCCCUAACAUCGGCGACCUACCGCUUAUCCCCUCUACAUCCUCGUCCCUGCCUAUUACCCUCUCACCUCGACGUCCACGUCAAGUCGCAAUGUCUGUAGAUCAUUCGCUUGGCAACAUUCCCGUCCGCAUCGUGUCUGGCAAGCGGGGCAAGAAACGCCUCGUCUCAGCUUCCUUCUGUUUUGACGAUGCACUGAACGCGAUGGAAACUGGACAAGACCUAUUCCCUAGCCUAGUCACUGCGUGUGCCGUACCUCCUGCUACCUCUACGCCCUUCCUUGUUGCGGCGCUAAUCCCUCUGCCCCCAUCUCCGCCUCUUUCAUGA
Molecule: messenger RNA, 2409 nt
Organism: Postia placenta MAD-698-R-SB12
Lineage: Eukaryota; Fungi; Basidiomycota; Agaricomycetes; Polyporales; Adustoporiaceae
Exons: 7
Coding region: 1-2409 (802 amino acids)
Source: RefSeq, a predicted model, not a curated record